Messenger RNA from Diachasma alloeum, 705 nucleotides. Its product is annotated as transcriptional corepressor LEUNIG-like. The transcript is spliced from 2 exons. Bases 1 to 705 code for a protein of 234 amino acids. Lineage: Eukaryota; Metazoa; Arthropoda; Insecta; Hymenoptera; Braconidae. The record is from RefSeq and is a predicted model, not a curated record.
AUGGAGAUUACGGAUGAUGAUGAUAAUGAUGAUGAUGACGAUAGUGGGUAUAGCGAUGAAAUCGUUACUCCAGCGAGACUGCUCCAAGAGGAGCAGUACAAUGAACCCCAGCAACCUCAGUAUCUUCCUAACCAUCAACAGCCCCAGCAUCAUGAAGAGUCUCUGCUGCAUCAACAGCCUCAGCACCAUCAACAGCCCCAGCAUCAUAAGGAGUCUCUGCUGCAUCAACAGCCUCAGCACCAUCAACAGCCCCAGCAUCAACAGCCUCAGCACCAUCAACAGCCUCAGUACCAUCAACAGCCCCAGCAGGCUUGCUAUCACCAACAGCCCCACCAUCAUCAGCAGCCCCAGCAGCCUCAGCACCAUCAUCAGGAGGUAGAGAAUCUCGUUUUCUACCCGCCAGCUCUGGGAUAUCCAGGAUAUGUUGAGCUGAGAGCUGGAGUUAACUUCCCAGAAGCCUGGGCUCAGCAAACCUCCAGAGGUCGGUUGAAUGAGCUCAUCACGCGGAGGAUUGAGGAUGGGCAUAUGGGGAGGCCAGCCAGACCCAUCGAUCUGGCUCCACAAGGAUGGCUGCUCAUUCUCAACGGGGCCUACAUGUUGCUGCCUCGAGAGAGCUGGGAGCUCCUGACGGGGAUUAGCCAUGAGGGUUGUAAUGGAGUUGGUGCCAUUGAUGUACCAUUAAUCCAAUGGCAGCACGAGGCGUAG